Messenger RNA from Exophiala dermatitidis NIH/UT8656, 2450 nucleotides. Its product is annotated as tRNA (adenine-N1-)-methyltransferase. Gene Ontology annotation, biological process: tRNA methylation. The record is from RefSeq and is a predicted model, not a curated record. The coding region runs from base 338 to 1912 and encodes 524 amino acids. Gene Ontology annotation, cellular component: nucleus; tRNA (m1A) methyltransferase complex. The transcript has a single exon. Lineage: Eukaryota; Fungi; Ascomycota; Eurotiomycetes; Chaetothyriales; Herpotrichiellaceae.
ACUACACUCUAUAGGUUUUACUACUACCCUUAAAACCAGACUCUGCGCGGCAUCAACCCCGGGUUUAUUGAUUGAAAGCCCUGCGCGCCGCCCGACAUUCUUGACUUCUUUGCUAUUUUGCAUAAAGAACGGGAAAAAAUUCAAUUGCAAAUCAGCACCCUCUUACGUCCGCAAAUACCACAAAGUGCUGUAAGUCAGGGAGCUUGUCUGUUUCUCUCAAGAAACGGCGACGCACGCGGACCUAAUACCUACUCCCUCCGCACCCGCUCCGUCAUUAUACCUCCUUCUCUUACCUCCAGAGGAGAGGAAGACAAGGAACAAGGCAAAACAAGACAAAAUGGGCGGCAGCUCAACAUUCCUGUCCCCCGGUCCGGUGACCCGGGAACACGACCUGGCCUCCCUCCACCUCCGCCGCGACCUGUCUGUCCCCGUGGUCCUGUCUACACAAGUGACCGACCCGCAAGACGAAGGGUAUGCGGAGGGAAAAGUGACCAAUACGCGAUUCGGGUCUUUCCCACAUUCGACUAUGAUUGGCGUGCCCUGGGGAAGUCAGAUUCGCGCGAGUAAAGUUGAUACGGGGUCACGGGGACGGGGCGUUAAUCCGAAGAAACGGAAAGCCGGAGAAGAAACCCCUCCUCCUAUCGAAGCAGCGGAGUCCGGAUUUGUCCACAUUCUACCACCAACCCCCGAAAACUGGACGACUAGUCUCCCUCAUCGCACUCAGGUCGUCUAUACGCCGGACUACAGCUACGUUUUGAACAGAAUCCGGGCGCGGCCCGGGUCGAGAUUGAUCGAGGCCGGGAGCGGGAGCGGCAGUUUUACGCAUGCGGCGGCCAGAGCGGUGUUUAAUGGAUAUCCUCCCACAAAGGAUACGUACGGUAGUCCACCCGGUGACGAAGAAACUUAUGGAAAGGUGUUUUCUUACGAGUUCCAUGCCGAACGCCACAAAAAGGUCAAAGCGGAAAUGGCGGAACAUGGACUUGAUGGGAUUGUGCAUACGACGCAUCGGGAUGUGUACAGGGAUGGAUUUUUGAUUGAGGACCACCAACAAGAGACCCAGACUCAAAAUGGCGGUACUGGUACUGAUGGUGAUGGUCAAAAAGAGUCGGGGUCAAAGUGGAAGUCACCACGUGCGAAUGCCAUUUUCCUUGAUCUGCCGGCGCCCUGGGAGGCCUUGCCGCAUCUGACACGAAAAGGGCUUUCUCCACUGGAUCCAAACGAGACAGUACACAUAUGCACAUUCAGUCCGUGUAUCGAACAAGUCCAGAAAACAGUCUCUUGUCUCCGGCAGCACGAUUGGCUGGAUAUCGAAAUGGUCGAGAUCCAACAUAGGCGCAUUGAGGUGCGGCGCGAGUUUACUGGGUUGAGCUACGAAGGGAUGCGUGGCGCGAAUGCUUAUGCUGUUGAUGUCGACGAGGCGCUGAACAAGUUGCGCGAGGUCGAGCGGCGGGCAAAGGAGUUUCAUGCCGGUACGCUGGGAAACAAACAAAAGCCAGAAAACGGAACGGGAUCGCGGCAACAACCAGAGUCACAGCAGCAGCAGCAGCAGCAGCAGCAGCAGCAGCGGAAAAAAUUGCCGUUCAACGGCGGGAGUCUGGUUCAUAGGACGGAGCCGGAGCUGAAAACUCAUACGUCGUAUUUGGUGUUUGCUGUUCUUCCGCGAGAGUGGACUGAGGAGGAUGAGGCGGCCGCGCAGGCGAAGUGGUCGCAAAAUGUUAGGAUUGCGUCCAAUGUGCCGAAGAGCCAGAGACAGUUGAAGAAGGAGGCGAAGCUGAAGAGCUCCCUGAGAGAGCAAGAGCAGAACAACAGGAAUGGAGCCGAGAUUGGGACGAAGGCGGCUGAGGCCGAGAUUGAGACAGCGAGUGCGAAUGUAAUGGAGGAUGUGGUCAAGGAGGCUUCCGCAGAUGCAUGAUACCAUGAUUUAGGUACUAAAGGCAUAAACAGACUGGAGAGAAGCGAGCCAUGACCACCCCCGUCUAUGUCCACACCGGAUAUCAACAAGUUGAAGUUACCAUUUCGUGAUCAUUGCUAUGGACAUCGCUACCACUCAGCUGAACUUGAUGGAGCACGAGAACGAUUGACUGCCAGUGCUCAGAGCGCCUUUGGGCAGAGUUGAAGACAGUGAGACGAACAGCUACACUGCGCUAGGCGGGUUGGGCUGUGCUGGGCUAAGGAGAGCCACACCAAGGGACCAGAAUGUGAUAUCCCUCUGUCGGUAUCGCAGUACCAGUACCAUUACCAGUACCUAUCAGUAGCUGUUACUACUUACUGUUCGACUACUGUAUUGCUUCUAACUGGUACUGCGAGAUUCAUUCAAUAAUGGCAUUUCUGCCAGUGACUCGAACACGAAUUGCAUGGGCGAAUGAACGAUUCGAAUGCACUUCUUCUCCCGAGAGAAGCAAAGCAAAGCAAAGCAUGUUCUGUUCUACCCGCAAAUCACUGAAUCAUUC